Molecule: messenger RNA, 2346 nt
Organism: Oryza sativa Japonica Group (Japanese rice)
Lineage: Eukaryota; Viridiplantae; Streptophyta; Magnoliopsida; Poales; Poaceae
Product: F-box/kelch-repeat protein At1g74510
Cellular component (GO): nucleus
Molecular function (GO): protein binding
Source: RefSeq, a predicted model, not a curated record
CCGGUUUCUAAUUUCAACGAGCCAAAACAGACGGAGAGCAGCAGCAGCAGAGAGAAGGAGAAGAAAAAAAAUGGAGGAAUAAAAAGGGCAAGACAGAGAGAGAGAAAAAAAAAGAAAGGCAAGAGAGGAGAGAAUCCCAAUUCCCCAAGUACACGAGAGGGGAGAGGAGAGCAGAGCGCACUACAAGAGAGGAGAGAGAGAGAGAGGGUGUGAGGAGGAGAGAGGGGCAGCCAGCAGCAGGGGCAGAAGCAUUAGAAGCGGGCAGCAGUAGAUAGAGCCAUCUAUCUGUACAGGUAUAAAUCCUUCCUUCCUUCCUCCUCGCUCAUCGAUAGGAGGAGAGAGAGAGAGGGAGGGGGGCAGAUUGGGUGGUGUGGUGGUGGGGAUUUUUCUCGGGUGCGGGGGGGAUAUAGGGGAUGAGCUGAUUGGGGGGUGGUCGGUUCAAAGCCGCGAUCUUUGAGUCGGGAUCUGGGGUUCGUGAUCCCCUCUUCCCCCAACUAUGGGUUCGAUCUAGAUCACGGCAAGGAGAUUAGAGAGGGAGCGAAAGAUCUUUCCUUAUUUUUUUUUGUAUCAAAAAUCUCAGAAGAGCAGGAGGAAAGAGGAAUAAAUCGGGAGCGAGGGAGAAGGCAUGAUGCUGGAAGGCAACUCCUGCCUCAUCUCGCGCUCCCUGCCGAGCUCCUGCGAGCCGGAGUCCCAGUGGGCGUACCUCUCCCACGAGGUGCUCAACGGCAAGCGCCCGGCGCCGGAGGAUGCGGAAGCCGAGGACAUGGACGAGGUUGACUUCGGCGGCGGGAAGCGCAGCAAGCCGCCAUCGCCGCAGCCGCACACGCCGGACAUAUCUGAGGGCCAUGGCUCCAGUCGCCAUGUUGCCGCCUCUGGCGGCGGAGAGGAGCAUGGCAACGGGAGCAGCCUCAUUGGUGCGAUUGGCCGUGACCUUACCAUCAAUUGCCUCCUCCGGCUGUCACGGUCAGACUAUGGCUCGGUGGCCUCCCUGAACAAGGACUUCCGGUCGCUCGUGCGCAACGGGGAGAUCUACCGCCUGCGUCGCCAGAGUGGGGUGGCAGAGCACUGGGUCUACUUCUCCUGUAACGUCCUCGAGUGGGACGCUUACGACCCAUAUCGCGAGCGCUGGAUCCAAGUGCCCAAGAUGCCACCAGAUGAAUGCUUCAUGUGUUCUGACAAGGAAUCACUUGCUGUGGGCACUGAACUUCUUGUGUUUGCGAUGGCACACAUUGUGUUCAGAUAUAGCAUUCUAACCAAUUCAUGGACACGGGCUGAUCCGAUGAUCUCACCACGGUGCUUGUUUGGGUCAACAAGUGUUGGGGCAAAGGCAUAUGUUGCUGGGGGCACUGAUUCUUCUGGCAGGAUAUUGAGCUCUGCAGAAAUGUACGACUCGGAGACACAUUCUUGGACACCCCUUCCCAGCAUGAAUCGGGCAAGGAAGAUGUGCUCCGGGGUGUUCAUGGAUGGCAAGUUCUAUGUGGUUGGUGGUGUUGCCAGCAACAACAAGGUGUUGACAUGCGGUGAGGAAUAUGACCUGAAGAGGCGAUCUUGGAGGGUGAUCGAAAACAUGUCUGAGGGUCUCAACGGAGUGACUGGUGCUCCUCCACUUAUUGCUGUUGUUAACAAUGAGCUUUAUGCUGCUGAUUAUAGUGAAAAGGAUGUGAAGAAGUAUGACAAGCAAAACAAUAAAUGGAUCACUCUUGGUAAGUUGCCUGAACGGUCUGUGUCAAUGAAUGGGUGGGGCCUUGCUUUCCGAGCAUGUGGUGAUCGGUUGAUUGUCAUCGGCGGCCCAAGGACUUCUAUUGGUGGUACGAUUGAGCUUAAUUCAUGGACCCCGGAUGAGCGGCCGCCUGUGUGGAAUUUGAUUGCCAGGCGGCCAUCUGGGAACUUCGUGUAUAAUUGUGCUGUGAUGGGCUGUUGAAUCCACUGAAUAAAGAUUCAAUAUGGUGGAUUAUUUAUGAAGGAUGGUAUGCACAAAGGCAGCCUGUUCAAUUGCUUCAGUCCUGAUGCUCCGUAGCGAUUUCUGCCUUCUGUCCAGUUUCAGAUUCAACUGGGCAUCUGCUGAGUGGCAGCAGUCAUGUAACCCCCUGAGUUCUUCUAAUACUUCUGUUUUCCUCGCUAAUCCAUUUCAACAUUUGCAUUUGGAUCAACUGCUCGUGAUUUGAAAGAUACGAGACUAUGCAAAACAGUGUUAUAUUAAUAAUCUAGGAACAGCUUUCAGAAGGCUUUUCACUAUUGAUGAACAACCUGUUAAGCAAUACUCGAUUCAUAUGUGGCUGCAACAAAGAUAUUCAUCAAUUAUGAACACCAUGCCUUAUGUUUGCUGGUAUAAUUUUCUUUUAUCAA